AUGGGAGUAACCUUUUCACGCCCUUUGCAGCAGGUGGAAUAUUUGCUACUGGGAGCAGCGAGCGCGUGGGACAGUCUGCUGCGCAAAGCGGAGAGGGGCAUCAAUGUAGUCUUACACGGCGCAUUCGGACCCUUGUUCGGCUUCGAGCGGCCAAGCACGAUCCACCGAGCAUGCGACGCGGAUGGCGUCUGCUACAUUCCCGCUUCUCAAGCUGCCAAAGCUCGAGCGAAACGCGUGCAGAGAGCUCAGGACAAGAUUGCAAAGAGAGCAGCUAGAGCAGAGGCAGCUGCUCGGAAUGCUGGAGCGGAGUUUUGGAAAGUCAAGGAUUUGGCGGAGCAGGGUGCCAAGGAUGCGUGGAAGAGAGCGGGCGAGAAGGCGGAAGAGGACAGGGAGAGGUUGGUCAAAGCUGUGGAACAUGAAAAGGAAAGAGUCAGAGCUUCUAUGGACAUCGAGAAGGAUGCGAUCCACAAGAGGUACGAGGAUGGACGAAAAGUGCUCGUCGAUGGCAUCGUACACGAAAAGCAGCGCGUGGUCGACGGGGUGCACCAUGCUGGUCAACUGGCUCAUGAUCAGGUUCACAACCUCGAGAACGCCGCGCACGAUGUGGUUGCAGGACUGGAGAAGAGAGCGCAUGAUCAGAUGGACAAACUGCUGCAUCGCGAGGAACAAACAAAGGAUCGAGCUGUGCAAGCUCUGGAGCAGCGCAAGGCUGCCAUCACGCAUGCCAUCGAGAAGAAGCAAGUGGACAUGCAGACUGCGAUCGACGAGCGAAAAAAGGAACUCAUCAAGAGAGCGACAGAAGACAAGGAGCGAGUAGUGCAGAUCAUGACGCGCUCGCCCAAGGAAGACUCAACGACGGAUCAGGGCGGUGUGUUUGGGAAAUGGGACAUAGGGGCUGGCGGCCUGGCGGCCGGUUUGUACGCCGGCUUGGCAGGUGUCGCGCAGUACGGUGCCGAAGUCGUGGGAUACGUCGCGCCCAAGGACCUCAACACAAGCCCCGCACGCGACGAAAAUGCCAUCAAACGAUCUCUGGGAGAGGAUGUCAAAGCUCCCAGACCUCGCUCGGCUGAGGAGCGACAGACCGCGGCGGAGAAAAGCAAAGGUCAAUUAUGGGUCAUGGGAAACGUAGCGCCCUCUAGUCCUCCUCAAGCACCGUUGAGACGUAGCAACAGCAACUCCAAACGGCGCUCCAACCAGCCUCAGCCCACCGAGUCAUCCAAGGCAGGCCAGGCAUCCUUGUCGAACAGCGACGAAAAGACCGACCCUAACGAAGCACAUGCGAGUCCUCGCAAGCGUGCAAACGCACCUCGAUUGGAUGCGGUGCGAGAAAGUAUGACGUUCCCGGAUCAAGUUCAGCUGUACAGCCACGAGCGAAGAGGAUCGGGAGCAGACGCGGCUCACUUUACGUAUCAAGUCUUGGCCAAGUCGGGCGACUCCGCACCGGUUCAGCACGUGGUGCCUAGGGAGAGAAAAAGCAGCAAGAACAAAUCCAAAGAUCGAAACGUGGCUAUUGAAAGCUGCCAGUCGCCUGACUCUUCGUCUGCUCCUUCACCGGCUGUGAAUGCUGCUCCCGUUCUAGUAGCUCCCAAGCCUCGCAGAGCGCAAGCAGAAACUGCACCAUUCGUCGAGCCGCGCAAAUCCGCACCUGCAUCUUUGGUCCUCGAUGCCAAUGUUAGCUCGUCGACAGCGGUGGGCGCAGGCAUCGUACGAGGGGCGACUCCUUCCUCGAUAGGAGGCAGAAUGAGCAAAGCGGCUCGAGCUUCGUUUGACUCCAUUCGAGUCGCUCUUCCAGGUUCGCCCGGACCUCUAUCGGAUUCCGAAAGCGCGCUCGGCGGAGCAGGUCCAGCAGCGUCGCCUAACAGUCCUGCUUGGUCCAGAUCCAACAGCCCAGCAUUAGGAGUGUGCGGCAUGGCUGACAAGGCCUGCUUGUCCAGAUUGGAAGCUAGCAAGAAAGAAAGAAAAGCCUGGAAAGAUGAAGUGAACAGGGUAGCUCUUCAACGUUGCCAGGCAAAUUUGCACAAAGCCAGACAAGGCAACGCUCCUCCCUCCUCCUUCACUACUCUUCAUCCUUCUCCAACCCUGACCAGAUUCGAAUCUGCACCAUUGUCGGCAGGUGCAACUCCAACUUUGCAACAUGCUGCUGGACUUAAAAGAACGCAGAGCGCAAAAAGACCUGCUUCGAACGCUCCGAAUGCGAAUCUCCGCACCAACGCCGUCACACUCGGCAAAGCUUCUCGACGUCUCACUGCUCCUGUCCCUCGCACCGAGGCUCCUUCUAUUCGAACUUGAUCCCCACAGCCUUCAGAUUGGCUCUUCUCUUUCCCCCAAUUUCUUCAUCAACUAA
Ceraceosorus bombacis is the source of this 2344-nucleotide messenger RNA. The record is from the annotation of a GenBank genome assembly. Lineage: Eukaryota; Fungi; Basidiomycota; Exobasidiomycetes; Ceraceosorales; Ceraceosoraceae.